AUUUUGAUUGGGGGCCGGGGGGGAACUGCAGGCUGCCACUGUCAUCCUCAACCUCAAAAAAAGAGGGAAAAUGGUAUUACAACAGCAAGAAUGCGAAGAGAAAUGGCUGAUGCAUUACUCCUCACUUCAUCAGAUUCUUCUAGUGGGCGAUGGAGACUUCUCUUUUUCUCUGUGUUUGGCCAACUCUUUUGGCUCCGCUUCUAACAUUCUCGCUUCUUCUCUCGAUUCUUACGGUAAGGUGACAAAAAAGUACAAGAAUGCAGAAUCAAACUUAAAGAAAUUGCGACGUUUAGGAGCCACAAUUUUGCAUCGAGUGGAUGCUAUCAACAUGAAGCUGCAUACUGAUCUCCGGAUGAGGAAAUUCGACCGCAUUAUAUUUAAUUUCCCCCAUGCAGGUUUCUAUGGGAAGGAAGAUGACAACCGUCUUAUCCAAAUGCACAGGAGUCUUAUCCAGGGGUUCUUUAGGAAUGCAAGUGGCAUGCUCCGAGCGGGUGGUGAAAUUCAUGUCAACCACAAAACAACACCGCCAUUCUGUCACUGGAAUCUUACUGAAUUGGCAUCAAAGAGUUCUUUGCUUUUGAUCGAGUGCGUUGAUUUCAACAGUGCAGAUUACCCUGGUUACAAUCAGAAAAGAGGAGAUAGUGCGAGGUGUGAUGAGCCUUUUUACUUGGGCAAGUGCAGUACCUUCAAAUUUAUAUUCUCACCCUCUGCAUACAAAAUUCCCAAUUCUUUAAAUCACAAUGGAUUAGCUCAAAGGCAUCCCCGAGUUUCUGUUACAACCCCACAACUUUCGACCAAAUUUGAUGCUCCGUAUCCUUUCAAUGCCCAUACUGCGAUGAAUGGCUCUUCUCACUGUGCUGGAUUAUCGCAAUCCUCGGGAUGCUUCCAGAUCUUCGGUGGGUAUUUUAGUCAUGCCAGGGAGACAUUCGGGAAGGUGGAGUAUGACAUUGUAUCAUCUGUUCGUAGAGAAUUAGAUCACGCGUACAUGAAAUACAUGGCGGAAAGGCCAGGGUGUGGGUUGAGUGGCUAUAUCAAUCUUUUGGAAGAGCUUCUGGAUUUGAGCUCAUCAAGAUCAGCAUGGUUGAGGGAGAAUCUGGUUUGCCUUGAUCAACAGCUCAUGCAAGCUCCCCAGUUUUUGUUGGGGAAUUUGAUGGCACCUUGCCAUCAUGUUUAAGCUCUAACACAAGUUUAUGGUCAUCUGAGGAUAUGAUGUUGAGUCUGUGUAGCAUGGCUAACAAGUUUUAUCCAUAGUAUCUAAAACAUGUCUUUUGUAAGUAUUUGUUUAUGGUUUCCUAGUUGGGUGUCCAACUUGUAUGAGUUUGAGAACGGUGGCUAUAUUUGAAUGAUGUUUCA
Molecule: messenger RNA, 1353 nt
Organism: Ipomoea nil (Japanese morning glory)
Lineage: Eukaryota; Viridiplantae; Streptophyta; Magnoliopsida; Solanales; Convolvulaceae
Exons: 4
Coding region: 71-1174 (367 amino acids)
Biological process (GO): rRNA base methylation
Cellular component (GO): cytoplasm
Molecular function (GO): rRNA (uridine-N3-)-methyltransferase activity
Source: RefSeq, a predicted model, not a curated record